UGUGAUGCAAUGACUGCAACUCAAUGCGCGUGAUUACGAGGUCUAGGGCAGAUCAAGCACACAGCGCAGGUGGCAAGGGGACCAUUCAUUAUACAUCAUAGGUAACUUAUCGGAGAUUAAUGAAGUAAACGUUAGAGCCGGUGAAUUACUGGGAGGGCGGGAGAGCCAGGUAUCCGUAGAUCAAUAACUGAUUCAGCAUGGACAAUUGUGUAGACAACACUCGUGGUCACCGGAACAACCGAAGCUGAACGUGGAACGGAGAAUUCUCGGACACGCUAGCUGCUGAGGGAGAUACCUGACAAUACCUGGAGAUACCUGGACAUAACCGGGCACCCUACAGGACCUUGCAAUGGGACGAAAUUAAGGAGGUGCCGAUGGAAGUUAAGAUAUUCCGGCGUUAGUUAUUAGCAUUGAAGUACAGCGGAUUGCAGCCCUCAUAUGUGAAGCAUCAAUAUUUGAUUCUCUGCGGACACGAAUUACCCCGCGAAUACUUAGCCAGUUUCUCUUCUUCGUUACUAGUAAAAUGAAUGACAAUGUCUCCAAUGCGACGGUAGAAAAUUUCGUCAAGUUCACGUCACGUGAGACGACUUCAAACCCAUAAAUGUUAGGCUCCAGAAACAAGGCGGCUUUGGAAUUGAAGUCAAAGAAUAAUCCUACCAAUGUCCCCACCGGAAGUGGACAUGGAUGUCGUGGUGGCAAAAAUAAUCUCGCUGAUAAUAUCCACCGUGAUAUCCGUCCUCCUAGGGCUCUUCCCGUGUAAACUCUACCAGCACUUUGCCGAAAACAUCGCACGAAUACAGAAAGCAGUAGAUUAUUCCAUCUCAUCCAUGAAGUGCUUUUCCGGGGGCAUAUUUCUUGGAACAUGUUUCCUUCACCUGAUUCCAGAAACUCGUAAAAAGAUCGAGGCUGUGAUGACCCAGUCACGGUCCUACUCACAAUACCCUGUGGCCGAGUUGCUCACUGUUGUAGGUUUCUUCGGAGUUUUGUUCAUGGAGCACGCCAUUAGGUCUCUGUACAAGAAACUCCAGCGUUUGACGGACAGAGAACGAGAUUAUGAUGGUGGAAAUAUGUUUGCGUUCAGCAGUUGCAGAUUUGGAGGAAGUGAAAGUGAUUUAGACGAACAUAGUGUAAACUCUAUAAGCAUGCAGGAUACACUGCAAGCUGAACACAACACAUUCAUUAAAUCGACGGAACAGGAAGAAACAAAGGAAGCCCCGGAGACUGACAUCGAACCAGCGCCCCUCCAGGAUCUUCCGGUAAAAUCAGUUGUGUCAGAACUUAGCAGGGGAGAUGAUUCCAGAAAAGGACAGAUGAGGUCAGCCAUUUUUAUUACGGCCUUAUCCUUCCACGGUGUGUUCGAAGGAAUGACUCUAGGACUACAGAGUAUGGAGAGUAACGUCUGGGUCCUAUGUUUCGCCAUCACAAUUCAUCGGGGGAUAUUGGCUUUCGGAAUGGGGCUAGAACACAUGAGAAAUGAGGUAAAACACCGUACAAUGAUUUUCAGUGUUUCUUCAUUUUCUCUUCUGGCUGCUGUGGGAAUUAUUAUCGGGAUCGCUAUUUCAACAGGUGCACAGCUUUACGAAGACGUUCUACUUCCUGACGCCAUCUUACAAAGCUUGGCUACAGGAACACUGUUUUAUAUAAUCUUUUUUGAUAUUCUUUACAAGGAACUGAACGGAAACAAAGAGGUCAAAAAGCUGUCGUGUGUUUUCGUUGGUUUCUCUGUCAUGGCCAUAAUAUUUGCAGUCACACGAAGGUGACAUUCCUAUGGAUACAUAGGACUUACCAGAUUGCUCUAUUUUGCUAACUGUUUUGUAUUGUUCAUAUGUAUUUUUGUUGCUUGAUAAUGGUUCUUUUUAAAGCCCUAAAUAUGAAUUGGUUAAUGAAGAAAUACAUCAAUAAAUGAUUGAACACUGGUGUUAGGCUGUGCAUGUAUAAUGAUAGAAUAGCCAUAAAGUUGGAUUUGUAUAAUAAUAAUAAAUGUCAACGCUUCAAAAA
Magallana angulata is the source of this 1998-nucleotide messenger RNA. Its product is annotated as zinc transporter ZIP1-like. Lineage: Eukaryota; Metazoa; Mollusca; Bivalvia; Ostreida; Ostreidae. Gene Ontology annotation, biological process: zinc ion transmembrane transport. Gene Ontology annotation, molecular function: zinc ion transmembrane transporter activity. Gene Ontology annotation, cellular component: plasma membrane. The record is from RefSeq and is a predicted model, not a curated record. Bases 660 to 1760 code for a protein of 366 amino acids. The transcript has 2 exons.